AUGAAGGCGAUGAGAGUCUACGAUGCCGCUGCGGCUUUCGAGUCCGACCAACGAGUUUUCGAAGUUGGCGCUGCCCUGUGCGCACUGAUCCACCACCCCCCUCCCAACCUCCGUGCCUCGUCACCCAGAGGCAGAUGGGAAGUCCUUUCGGCUGGUGGUAUGGUGGUCGAGCAGUUGGAGCGCAACUAUGGGGAGGAGGACGCUGCAGCUGUGACUAUCACCUUCCGCCACUUCCCGGCGAACUCGCGCUGGUACAGGCUGCGGGUCGUCGUGGGCGACGGCGUCGUUCGAAGAUGCGCAAUUGGCGGAUACCACGGAGGCAUCCGCGCUGUGACCCCAGAGGAAGACAAGCAAUGGAAGCUCUUCUUCCCCAGCGAGACGAUCAUGUUUUGA
Symbiodinium natans is the source of this 393-nucleotide messenger RNA. Lineage: Eukaryota; Dinophyceae; Suessiales; Symbiodiniaceae. The record is from the annotation of a GenBank genome assembly.